Molecule: messenger RNA, 2287 nt
Organism: Zingiber officinale
Lineage: Eukaryota; Viridiplantae; Streptophyta; Magnoliopsida; Zingiberales; Zingiberaceae
Product: chaperone protein DnaJ-like
Exons: 12
Coding region: 45-1640 (531 amino acids)
Biological process (GO): response to heat; protein refolding
Cellular component (GO): cytoplasm
Molecular function (GO): ATP binding; heat shock protein binding
Source: RefSeq, a predicted model, not a curated record
AAUAGCUUUUCUAGUUCUAUUCCUUUCUUCGCCCUUGCGCGGACAUGGCGACUCUGCAUGUCCAUCCCUUCUCCUCCGUACCAUUCUUCUCACUGCGCACACCGCGCCGCGGGAUGGAAUUGGCUUUCCCUGCUUCGGGAUUCGCCUCCGGAUCACUACCUUUCGCCGGCUCCCAGAGCUUCUUUAGGUCGAACAGCCGCCGACGCAGAUGCGCCUCGAUUAGUGCCAAGACGGCGGAUUACUACGCGACUCUGAACUUAAGCAGGGAUGCUACCCUCCAGGAGGUCAAGAGUGCUUACAGGAAUCUUGCGCGCAAGUAUCAUCCAGACAUGAAUAAAAACCCUGGAGCAGAAGAAAAAUUCAAAGAAAUUAGUGCUGCAUAUGAGGUCCUCUCAGACAAAGAAAAGAGAUCUUUAUAUGAUCAGUAUGGUGAAGCAGGCUUACAAGGAGAAUAUGGAGCGGAAGGUGUUGGCCCACAGGGAGUAGAUCCUACUGAAGUCUUUAAUGCCUUCUUUGGUGACUCAAGUAGAUUUUUCGGAGGUGACCUAUAUCCUGGGGGAUUGAGUACCAACUCACAUUUCAGUCAGGAACUUGAUAUUCGGGAUGACUUAACUUUGAGCUUUGAAGAAUCAGUUUUUGGAUGCCAGCGCAAGGUAAAUGUUACCCACUUUGAAACUUGUGACAAGUGCAAUGGCACAGGUGCAAAGUCUAGCAGUUGCAUAAAAUCUUGUAAAGAAUGUGGAGGUAGGGGCCGAGUGAUGAAUUCACAGAAAAUGGCAUUUGGGAUAGUAUCUCAGGUAUCUACUUGUUCAAAAUGUGGUGGUAAUGGCAAGAUUGUUACUGAUUUCUGUAGAAGUUGUAGUGGAGAAGGAAAAAUACAAGUUCAGAAAAGCAUUCGAGUAGAUUUACCUGCUGGUGUUAAUGAUGGAUAUACAGUUCAGAUUAAGGGAGAGGGAAACUAUGAUAAGAAAAGAAAUGUAGUUGGUGAUGUUUAUCUAUUCCUCCAUGUCGAUGAAAAACCAGGCUUUAGAAGAGAUGGUCUCAAUCUAUACUCAGAAGUCAGCAUAGAUUAUACUGAAGCAAUUCUGGGAACUUUAACCAAAGUUGAAACAGUGGAAGGACUUAGAGAUCUUCAAAUUCCUUCUGGUACUCAACCAGGAGAGACACUGAAGCUUGCUAACAUGGGAAUACCAAACUAUAGGAGACCAUCGGUCAGAGGCGAUCAUCACUUUCUUAUAAAGGUGGAGAUCCCAAAGAAUAUCAGUGGGGAAGAGCGCUUGCUAGUUGAAAAGUUGGCAUCUUUCAGAGCUUCGAAGGAUAGUUUUGUUGGAUCAAAGGGGAUGCAUCAGGAUAAGGAAAACUUCAAGAAAAGAAAUACCCGUGCUUCGAAGAGAAAAACUUCAUUUUUGAGCUACAUGAGGAACUUGUUUGGUGGAAACUACUCUGGAACAAGGUUUGCUUCCAUUAGCCUACAAGCACCUGUGCCAGGAUGGAUUUCUCCUGGCAGAACUGAGCAGACACUCAUAGCUUCUGUUUAUGGGGCUUUUGUAUUAACAUGCACGAUCUCCCUGAUAUUUAGGAUUAGUGGCUUCGUACUGGUAACACAAAAUAAUUUUUUGAGUUGGAACAGAGCAAGAUGAGUUAUAAGAACACAUUUGCACUUUACAUCAAAAGUGAUCAUUCAGAUGCAGAUUUUUAUUGUGCCUUGGGAUCAGUCUCUUUGAAUUAGGUACCAACUGUGAUAUGAGGCCCUAGAUACUUGACAGGAUGAUAUUUUGGAGGGCUAGGAUCCUAUAGUAUUUAAUCAUACAACAGAGCAAAUUUGUCGGAAAGUGUUUUUGAGAUGGCUAACUUGGACUCAUGCCAGCAAAUCAAUUAGAGAAACUAUAUUGUCCUCAUUGCACUGAUGCUUACUGUUUCUAUUGUUUCAAAUUGGUUAAUUUGUCCCGAGUCAGAUAAGUUUGUGACCUGAAGAAAGCACUGUAAUGGUGGAUGAUUCUUCAUUCUUGCGUACAGCAAUUUGCUUCAGAAAAUAUGGAGACAGUGCAAGUUCUGCACAAUUCUAAACUGUAGUCUGCUUGACAAGGAAUAGCUGAAGUUGUUGCAUCACAACCCUACAAGACAUAAUCUAGCAAACAUUUUCUUCUCUUUUAUCACAACAACAAGAGUACACAUCAAAUUUAGGAUGUGUCCCAUCACAUCGCAAGUGUUUUGACAACUAUAUCAAACACCUUGAUUUGAUUUUGACUGUAUUAAUGCCAAUUACAUGUAUUAUUUUUCAGCAGCA